AUGGCUUUGGACGAACAGCAACCGCAAUCGCUUGCCGACGACGUCCGCGGUAUGCAAGCCCCAUCGCGCCAUGUCAUCGGUCGUACUGACUCUACUAUUACCAGUCUUGGGAUACGAUCCCCUCAUCCCACCGCAGCUCCUCACAUCCGAAAUUCCCGCGCCGCCCACUUCGACUCCCACCGUUCUGAAGGCUCGCAAGGAAGCCGUCGAGAUCAUCAAGCAGCGCGAUGACCGUCUCCUCGUCAUGGUCGGUCCUUGCUCUCUGCACGAUCCCGAGACCGCCGUCGAAUACUGCUCUCGCCUUGUGCAGCUCGCCGACAAGCUGAAGGACGACCUAUGUAUUAUCAUGCGCGCUUACCUCGAGAAGCCACGAACCACGGUCGGCUGGAAGGGUCUGAUCAACGACCCGGACAUUGAUGAGAGCUACAAGAUCAACAAGGGCUUGAGAGUGAGCAGGAAGCUGUUUUGCGACUUGACUGGUCAGGGCAUGCCAAUUGCUAGCGAAAUGCUGGACACCAUCUCGCCUCAGUUCCUUUCGGAUCUUAUUUCGCUGGGUGCGAUCGGUGCAAGGACAACAGAGUCGCAGCUUCACCGUGAGCUUGCUAGCGGUCUCUCGUUCCCCAUGGGCUUCAAGAACGGCACGGACGGAAGCCUGACAGUAGCUGUAGAUGCGAUUGGCGCGGCGGCUGCCAAGCACCACUUCAUGGGUGUAACGAAGCAGGGUCUCGCGGCGAUCACAAGAACGGCAGGCAACCCUGACUGCUUCGUCAUUCUUAGAGGUGGCACGAAGGGCACAAACUUUGACCGCGAGAGCGUCAAGGCGACAAGGGCGGCUUUGAAGAAAAAGGGAUUCCCAGAGGUCAUGAUGAUCGAUUGCUCGCAUGGUAAGCGCUUCUCUCAGGGAAUACUCGCGAAGUCUGAGACUCCUCGAAAGCCCCCCACGAAGAUGAUCCUGGACGCUGUGUGAUUGUUCAGCUGACUUGCGCAGGUAAUUCUCUCAAGGACCACCGCAAUCAACCCAAAGUGGCGCAAACCAUUGGCGACCAGCUUCGCGAGGGCGAGACUGGAAUUGUGGGCGUCAUGAUCGAAUCCAACAUCAAUGAGGGCAAUCAGAAGGUCCCCGCAGAAGGCGGCCUAGCUUCCCUCCAGAAGGGAGUCUCCAUAACUGACGCCUGCAUCAACUGGGACACCACGAUCGAGGUCCUCGAGCAAUUGGCGGAUGCUGUCCGCACCAGGCGACAAUUGAAGAAGGCUAACGGCGCGAACGGUCACAACGGCGUACACUAG
This is a messenger RNA of Lecanosticta acicola, 1287 nucleotides long. The record is from the annotation of a GenBank genome assembly. NCBI's taxonomy places the organism in Eukaryota, Fungi, Ascomycota, Dothideomycetes, Mycosphaerellales, Mycosphaerellaceae.